UGUGUGGUGUAGCAACCACGUAAACAACGUACGAGAGGAUAUAAUAGUUGAGUAAAUUGUUUACUUGUUCACGAGGUCAGAGUGGAUUUACAAAGGUGUAGACUCAGAUCCUUUGUUGCGUGAGUUAUGACAGGUGGUCAUCCACAAUAUGAUUGUAAAACCUUUCCUAUGAGACUAAAAAAAAAACGUUUUUAGCAAGUUAACGGAGGCCGAUCCUGUUGAUUUUUAUAAUAAGUGACAUCGUGACUGGAUCACAAAACUGAUCGUGAUGGGAGAUAAGGGUGACAAUGAGGUGCCAGGUUCGGCCGGGCGAGGAAAAUUCAAACAUCAGAAUCGUAAGAAACUCACAGCCAAAGAAUUGAGUCAGAUGAAUCCUACACAAAGAAGUAAAUACCUGGCUUAUGAAGGAGCAACAAAGCAAGCAGCUGAAGGGAUCGAGAACUCCAAAAUGAGAGUCUUGGAGCAGAAAAAGAUGGACUUGAUGUCGAGCAAAAAAGCUGCGGAGGUGGAUGUUGAGAAAGAAAAACACAGUCAACUGAUUGGUCAAUUAAAGGCUGCAGAAGCACGAAACAGACUAAGAGUUAUGCGACUUCGGUACCAAAACAACAGGGCUCAAGAAGUCAAACAUCUUAUAUCAUGUCAGCCAACUGCCAUCAAGGCUGUCCGACUCCAAGCCAUGGUGCCCCCCGUUCCAGAUAGAAAUAGCCCCGGUGAUGAGCUUGACAAACUCCAGAGAACACGAGUGGAGACAAUACUUGAAGAUGAGAGAGGUCUUACAAUCAACAGAGAUAUCUCGUGACCAGCUACAAACAUCUUCUCUUAUCUUUGUAAAAUAUAUUGUAACCUUAAUUUAGUAACGAUAUUGUAUCUUGUAAAAUUCACAUUUGUAAGCAAGAUGCUCCAUGAAAAAAUGACAUCACUUUAGUGAUGUUUGACUUCUUACAUGAUGUGAAUAAUCAGAAUAAACUAUAAAUAAUAGUAAACUUUCAAUUACAACCAUGGCCCAAUUUCAUAAAGCUGCUAAGCACAACAAUUUGCUUAGCAUGAAUUUUUUUCCUAGAUUUUCAGGAUAGAAAAUAACAGUUGAAUACCAGUAACAAGCAAUAUUCAACAAAUGGAUAUUUGGUUGGUAAUCCUAUUUUGAUCAAGGUAGAAAUAUCAUGCUAAGCAUUAAUGUUUGUGCUUAGCACCUCUAUGAAAUUGGGCCCAUGUUUUAAUUCUCUUUUGACAUGUUUUAAGGGACAAGAGCUGGUUAGUAUACUCUGCCUGUCUCAGGAGAAAACAAGCAGAGUAUACUGUUUGAGACUGUUGAAUCAAAAUGAUUCAUAGUAACUGUAUUUCCUACACUUGGCUCAAAGUCCGUUUGAUCGCAUUAUAAAACAUAUGUACAAGUUUGCGCAUUUCGUUUUACAUGCUGUACCACUAUUGCAUUACUUAUCCCUAUUGAACCAAAAAUGCCAUGGCCUACAUGUGGUUGUACACUACAUUGUUUUCAUGGAAUCAUGUGGUUAUCAAAAUAAGGAACAGAGAUUAGUAAGGUUUGCAAAUGCUAUUUCCUCAACUUUGACAGUACUUCAGUACUGGAGGAUUAGUACUUUGUCUUAGAAGGUUUGUAAAUUAUGCAUGAUACACAAUUAGGUUUUUGGAAGAAUACAUUCAUUCCACUUUUCUGGUGAUCAAGAAACAUAUCGCAAAGGGAUGGUUCAUCAUUGGUUAUUGGAAGAGUACAUUCAUUCAAAUUUUCUGGUGAUCAAGAAACAUAUCACAAAGAUUGGGCUUUUGGAAGAAGUGGAAUUAAUUCUCAAGAAAUCAACAAUACUAAAUAAACUUAGAAUCACAAGAAUGCUUUAACGUACAGGUAAUUAUGAGAAGUUAUGAAAACAAAAAAAUUUAGUAAACAAUUCAGAAGUUGUUUAUCAUGGUCAAGUAAAAAUAAAGUUUAUAAACAUCCCAUUCAAUUUUGUAAAUAAAAUGUUUUUAAAAGUGAAAUGAACGUGUGUGAACGGUUUCAGUUUUUAAUAUUUUCUCUCAAUACCUUUUUGUACCAUGUAACAUGUUUAAAUAUGACUUGGUUUAAAUAACAAAGUGUGACCUUUGACAAUCCAGAGAAUUCUUGACAGGCAAGAUUUCAUGUUCGGGUGGGAAAGUGGUGUGUCUUGGCCAAGUGGAUAAGAGCACCGAACCCAUGCUCUGGUGUUUCCGUUCAGCAGAGUAUGGGUUCGAGUCCCGGUUG
Molecule: messenger RNA, 2233 nt
Organism: Asterias rubens (European starfish)
Lineage: Eukaryota; Metazoa; Echinodermata; Asteroidea; Forcipulatida; Asteriidae
Product: protein LKAAEAR1-like
Exons: 6
Coding region: 269-799 (176 amino acids)
Source: RefSeq, a predicted model, not a curated record